Argentina anserina (silverweed cinquefoil) is the source of this 1525-nucleotide messenger RNA. RefSeq lists its product as uncharacterized. The record is from RefSeq and is a predicted model, not a curated record. Lineage: Eukaryota; Viridiplantae; Streptophyta; Magnoliopsida; Rosales; Rosaceae. Gene Ontology annotation, molecular function: protein binding.
AUGGACCUUCUCUGCAACGCUUACUAUUCAAACACCUCGGACGACGACGAAGAAGAGGAAGCUCGACCACUUAAACAACCCCGACCCGAAACCUCCACACUCCCGAAUUGGAAGCCCCUCAAACCCAACAACCUAGUUCACCAUCCCAACACUUAUCUCCCUCCUCCGACCGCCGCAGCCCAGUUUCCGGUCAUCCCAGCACAGACCCAUGUCCCCGGCAGAUACAUAUCCAAGAUAGAGCGGGCUCUUCUGGGCUACCAGCCCAGCAUCCACGACCCGAAUCCGAAUACCCUCCCCACUACCUCCCCUGUUUUGGGGAGUAUUUCGGAUUGUAAUGUUCGUCGCGAUGUUAUGUCAUUGUUGAGGAAUAAAGGAAAGGAUGGUUCAAAGCAUGGUCGAAUGCCUGACAGAAUGUCUGUGUGUCUGAAUAGACAUACCAAAGCUGUCAAUGCGGUACAUUGGUCACGUAGUCAUGCUCAUCUUCUUGCCUCUGCUUCGAUGGAUCACACAAUCUGCAUAUGGAAUGUGUGGAGCAGUGACCAGAAGGUAGCACAUGUGCUGAAUUUUCACAAUGUAGCUGUCAAAGAUGUAAAAUGGUCGCGGGAUGGAUUGUUUGUGCUUUCUUGUGGAUACGACUCAUGCUCAAAGUUAGUGGAUGUUGAAAAGGGGAUAGAGACACAAGCUUUUAAGGAGGAUCAAGUUGUCAGUGUUGUUAAGUUCCACCCUGAAAAUUCAAAACUCUUCAUAGCUGGGGGAUCAACAGGGAGCCUCAAGCUGUGGGAUGUUAGAAAUGGCAAGGCGGUUCAUAACUACCUUCGUGGCCAAGAUCCUAUCCUUGACGGAUUCACAAAGAAUGGCAAGCAGAUGAUUUCCUCAAGUGAUGUAUCUGGACGAAACCAUAGUGAAAAUUCUAUUGUUGUUUGGGAUGUUUCGCGAGAAGUUCCUCUGUCUAAUCAGGUGUGUGUAGAAGCAUUCACCUGUCCCUGUGUUAAAUUCCACCCUUUUGAACAGUCAUUUGUUGCCCAGUCAAACGGUAACUAUAUUGCCAUCUUCUCUGCAAGCCCUCCCUUCCAGAUGAACAAGUACAAGAGAUACGAAGGCCAUGGGGUAUCAGGGUUUCCGAUAAAAUGUGUUUUUAGCUUGGACGGGGAAAAGCUACUGUCAGGCUCCUCAGAUGGUUCAAUAUACUUCUAUGAUUAUGCGUCUUCUGACGUUAUCAAGAAAACCAAGGCAUUUGAGCAGGCCAGCAUAGAUAUAGCUGUCCACCCAAUCAUACCUAAUGUGAUUGCUGCGUGCAGUUGGGCAGGAGAAGUUACUGUGUUUGAGUAAGGUGUUUAUCACUGCUUUAUCUGAGCUCUUUCCAUUGCAAGGCAGUCUCUGUUUUCCUAAGAGAAAUUGAUGCAGAUGGAUAUAACGAGAAGUCUAGAACAUACAAAGGAUUUCUAUUAUUUGUGCAGAGAACUUUGUAUUUUUAUAUGACCAGGCCAUAUAUAACUUCUCAAAUUUAGAAUUUCAAUUACUGUUA